CAUUGGCGCAGUUUUGCAAAGUGGAAUUUGGGGCAAAUGCUACCUGUUGCAGCUUUUGAAGAAGAUGGAAAAAGCAAUGAGUUAGCCAGAAGCUUAGCAGAAGCAGCAGCUGUUAUAGAUGCCAAAUUGUCAGCGCUCGUCAGGUGUUUGGUAAUCCAUUUGCUAUCAUUUUAUCAAAAGAAUUCAUGGCAACAUGCAGUGACUGAACAUUAUGAGAUGAAGAGAUAUAUGGAACUACUUGAUUAGCAUACAGUAACAAUGAAGCUAUGAUAAAGAAAGAAAGAGAAUAUCAGCUAGCCUUAUGCAUAAUACUCAUAGUGUCGCAUGUAUUGUA
This is a messenger RNA of Zychaea mexicana, 334 nucleotides long. RefSeq lists its product as uncharacterized. The coding region runs from base 37 to 246 and encodes 69 amino acids. The transcript has a single exon. Lineage: Eukaryota; Fungi; Mucoromycota; Mucoromycetes; Mucorales; Lichtheimiaceae. The record is from RefSeq and is a predicted model, not a curated record.